AUUCCUUCCUCUUCUUCCUCUGUCCCCUCUCGAUGCGCAUGCGGAUGCGGGCGCCAUCCCAACGAAGAUGAAGCCCACCACCAGCGCUGCGACCCCGCGGGGCCCGACGCCUUCGUCCGCCGCCGCCAGGCGCCAGCGGAAGGCGCCAUUGCCGCUGGGCGACGUCACCAACCUGCUCCUCCCCGGGCCCCCGACCCCAAUCCAACCCAGGAGAACUGGCGGCCGACCCGCGCCUUCCGACGCCUCCGCAUCCUCUUCCACCUGCUCCUCCACGGCCUCCGCCACGCCCAAGCCGUCCCCCGCCUCCGCACUUGAUAAUGAGCACAGUGUCGUUGCAUCGCCAGCCAUCUCCACGGUUUACGCCAGCCGCAGCAGGGCUCCCGAGGCUCCAAGGACGACGACGAACCCCACCGGCACCAAGGGCAAGGAACCCGUUGCUGCUUCUGCUGCUGGAACAUCGACCUGCCCCCCUCUUGGAAAACCUACGACCAGGAAAACCACUGCGGCUCUGGAUACUCGACUCAUUUCUUCUUCAGCUCCUUGUCAUGAAGCUAAUACGGUCACACCCCCGCCCAAACCUUCCUAUGCUGCCGCCCUUGAAGUUGAGGAGGAGCGCAGUGUGGUAUAUGCCAGGCGUAGGGCUCCUGAUGCUCAAGGGAUGAGGAGGAACCCCACCGGCACCAACAACAGGGGCAAGGAACUUGUUGCUUCUGCUGGAACAGCGAGCUGCCCCCUUCUUGGAAAAGCUACAAGCAGGAAAACCUCAAUGGCUCAGGAUACUCGGCCCAGUUCUUCUUCAGCUCCUUGUCAUGAAGCUAAAAAGAAGCGGCCCUCUCCAAGCACACCCAAGUUACCAGAAGACUUUGUGAAGAAACAGAGCGUACUUUGCAGAUAUCGAUGCAUUUGAACUGGCAGAGGAAGAGGUCUCGGAAACUGACCUGGACUGAACUGAAGCUGAUCCAUAGGUUUUCAUGAAAGUAUAUGACCUUUUCUGUACAGAAGUACAUUCAGAGUUCCUUUUACAGUGUAGCUGCGGAGUUAUGGUAGCAAAGUGAUUACUAGUCCAUGCACCACUGAGCCAGUAAUGUUCCUUUGGUUCAAGCUUGUAGUUAUAGCAUACUAGUGUGUGGCAGAUACUGUGAUAUGAAAACGAGGGGGAGCUUUUACUGUUUGAGAAAAAUGAGCCAGCUGACAGUGCUAAUAUCUCGAUCUUUAGCUUGUUAGGAUCUGGCAACUAUGGAUUAUAUUUUGUUCUGAUUUUUCUUCAAAGUUUCUUCUUGUUUUUGUUAAUUUGAAUUUGGGGUGUGUACUUGUGCACACAAAGCCAUUGGCAGUAUACUAGGCCUUUGCAUGA
Panicum virgatum (switchgrass) is the source of this 1354-nucleotide messenger RNA. Its product is annotated as mucin-5AC-like. Bases 68 to 907 code for a protein of 279 amino acids. Lineage: Eukaryota; Viridiplantae; Streptophyta; Magnoliopsida; Poales; Poaceae. The record is from RefSeq and is a predicted model, not a curated record. The transcript is spliced from 6 exons.